Trichobilharzia szidati is the source of this 2325-nucleotide messenger RNA. NCBI's taxonomy places the organism in Eukaryota, Metazoa, Platyhelminthes, Trematoda, Strigeidida, Schistosomatidae. The record is from the annotation of a GenBank genome assembly.
CGAAUACAAAGGAGCGCUAAGUUUGAGUCAUGCGCUUCGAAUAUCUAUGUAAGAAGGAAGAUAUCAUCAACUGUCUGAAAAACGGAAGAGACAUUAAAAAGCUGCGUCAUUUCUCAAUCAGUCGUUAUGGAUUAGUAGAUGACGACAUCCGAAAAGUCGUGUGGCCAAUGUUGGUUGAGGGUAGUUGUCAGCUUCCAGAAAUAGGUAAACUACAGUAUUUUUAAUCACUAGGUAUUGAGGAGUUGGAAAGUCAUCCUAGUUACCGCCAGGUUGAAUUAGACACUUUUCGAAUGACAAACUUAAUGCCCAAGGAUUUAAGUCCAGAAGAAAUUGAGACUAGGAAGAGAAUUGUCACUCAUCUUGUUAUAUCUGUAUUGAUCGAUAACCCAUCCUUGCAUUACUACCAGGGCUUCCAUGAUAUAUGUUACAUAUUUUUUUCUGUUCUCGGUGAAAAAGAAUCUCGCAUACUGCUUAAUAAACUUGUCCCGACUCAUUUCAGUUUAUUUAUGCAGAAAACUAUGGACGUUACCCUGGAGUAUAUGCAAUUGAUUUUCGCCUUGUUAGAAUGUGUAUCAACUCCCAUAUUAAAAAGUAUUGAAUCUGUUGAAUUGGGACCAGAUUUCGCCAUUGCCUGGAUCAUCACCUGGUUUGCACAUGUCUUACCAAAUAUGGAUGACGUUAGACGUUUGUUUGAUUUGUUUCUGGCUACAGACCCUAUCAUGUUGGUUUACGUUUCCGUCGCUAUAAUUGCCAUUAGUGCUAAAGAAGUUGAAGCGACUCCAUUAGAUUUCGCUCUACUCUACCAGACACUUGCACGCCUGCCUAAAAUCCAUCCAGUAGAAGAUCUUAUUCAUGAAGCUUUGAAGAUUUACAUUGAUCUGGGUCCAGCUGAGUUGAAUGAACGGGGUAACAAACGAAUUAUUAAGUAUCGUGAACAAAAAACUUUAAAUAAACUACCUACUCCUAUUCGUCAAAUUUCGAAAAAGUCGACAACUGAACUAGUGCUGUGUGGAUUAAUGGAACAUCGGAGAACUGUAUUUUCUGUCAGUUUCCUUGUGAUUGUUAUCAGUUAUGUAUUAUCGAGAACUUUAAAAGAAUAAGAGUGCUGUUAUUUGAUAAACUGCAAUAGUAAUGCUGAUUGUGAUAUUGUCAUCCCUUUCAAAUUGCUAUGUCCGUCCUGCUGUGAAUUGUUUUAGAUGGUUUGUCUUUUUUUUUCAAAAAGAGUCAUCUUUUAAUGGUAUCUAGUAAGAUAUUCUCAUCGGUGCUAUUUUGUAUAUUUGCAGUGUUGUGUAUAUGAUAGCUUCGUCUUCUUCUUCUUCUAUCUUAUCUGGAGUUAUAAUAAUAUACUAAUAUAGAUCUCGUUUUUUUUCAAUAAUAUAAUAAGAUUUUGUGAUAAUUGAUCUUAACAAAUAAAGUAAUUUUAUAAAAUGGAAUUAAGUUGUUCUGAAAGCAACUUGUGUUUUGAUUUACGUCUGUAUGAUAUCACAGUGAAUGAUUGACUUAUGAUAUAUUUGUCUCUCUGUCAUUUUUUAAUCUGAAUAUUGUAUUACUAAGUUUUUUCUCAUGAUAUCUUUCCCGGAAAGGGUGACUGUACUGAUAAGUGUCGUUAUACAGUUAGUUAAGAGGUAUUUACCAUUAUAUAGUGCACUGGUAUGUCGGACAAAUGAGAUGGUAUUUCCCUUCACACACACACUGAUUUUGAGACAUGUUAUCAUCUGUCUACAACCGUUGACGUUUAGCAUCCAGAUGAUCCCAGCCAGACUAUCUACUCUUCCGUACAUGACUAAAACGCGCAGUCGAUUGGUGUCAUGUUUUGCUUCGAACACCCCAAAGUCCCAUCCAACCUAUACCUGUUUCAUCUAACAUCACUUGAAGAAGAAGGGCGUGGUUUGCAUCUCCUAACAUGUGCCUUAGCCAUCCCAAUGGGUGCUGCUUCACAACUUCAUCGAUUGAAUUUCCCUACUCAUUAUUAGGGACUAGAUUAUACCAUCUAACAUGAGCGACUGAACACAGAAGCCUAUAGUCAACGGUGUUUUGCCCUUUCAUAUCUUCUCUCAAUGGCCACGUCCUACAGCCAUAAAGUAGAAUGAAGGUGGUGCCGCUUAGUAUAUAUCUUUGUUGUCUGGUAGCCUGAUAUCACGCCUGCGUCAAAAAUGGCGCAAGUUAGCCAGUGACACAAGCGCCUUUUGUAUCCAUGCAGGAGUUCCAUCAGCAAUCAGCUCAUCCUACCUAAUACAACAUUCCAAAUAAUGAAAGUGAUUCUUAUAUUCAACCGUUUCACCCUUUGCCCGUAAAUUUGGAGUCUAUGUAGACCAGUCCUGCAGC